ACACACACACACACACAUAAAUCUUACAAAACCUUUUUGUGUAUAAAUAUAAAUAUCUCAAAUUUCAACUUUGAUUCUUGGAAAAUAAGUGGUUUUGUGGUCAACUAUAGCUUUGUUUUUGGAAUUGGGUUAGCAGGUAGCCAUGAGUGUGAGAAGCCAUGGAGGCAUAAGAAGGACCCUGUAUCUGCUCUUCCUUGGUCAGCUCACAUCUUUUUUCAUGUCACUUAUGAGCUUCACUUCUUCUCUGGUAGCCGAUCUUGGUGCGGACACUCCACUGACUUUGUCAUUCUUUUCUUACUUGUUGUUGUCAUUGGUGUACGGAAGCCUCUUCAUUUUUAGGCGCCAGAAACUCAUGGUUCCCUGGUAUUGGUAUCUUCUCUUAGGCUUUGCUGAUGUCCAAGGAAACUAUCUUGUCAACAAGGCUUACCAAUACUCGUCAAUUACAAGUGUGACAAUGCUGGACUGUUGGACAAUCCCAUGGGUGAUAUUGCUGACUUGGAUCUUCCUCGGAACCCGAUACUCCCUAUGGCAGUUCUUUGGUUCCGCUGUCUGUGUUUCCGGGCUAGGCCUAGUCCUCCUAUCUGAUUCCGGGGUGAGCGGAGGAGGUGGCUCUAGACCUCUUCUGGGAGAUGCAUUAGUAAUUAUGGGAACACUUUUCUUCGCAUUGAGUAAUGUUGGUGAGGAGUUUUGUGUGAAGAAGAAAGAUCUGGUUGAAGUUAUCUCAAUGAUGUCAAUAUCUGGGUUACUAGUGAGCAUUUGUCAGAUAGCUAUCAUGGAAAGGAAGAGUCUAGAGUCGGUGAAAUGGUCUGCAGAAAUUAGUCUGGCAUUUGCUGGUUAUCCUUUUGCAGCCUUUCUGUUCUACUCAUUUGUUCCUUUUGUUCUAAAGAUGAGCGGAUCCACACUGUUAUGUUUGUCUCUUCUAACUUCGGAUAUGUGGGCAGCUGUCAUCCGAAUAUUUUUCUACAAGCAGAAGAUUGACUGGCUAUACUAUCUAGCUUUCGUGCUAGUAGUUAUUGGACUUGUUGUAUACUCGAAAACCGAGAAGGGACGGGUUUGUGCAGCAGAGAGUGAGGAUGGUUUGGCGUACGAAAUUCUGGAUGGAGAGUGCACAGAUGCAAGAAAAGAUACUGCGGAUGUCGUUGAUGUUUGAAGGGCUUGUGUUGUUUCUUGGCAGCUCUUCAUAGAAUUGAAUUGCAGCACAUCCCUAUAUUUGAUAAAGAAAUGCCAACACUUGAGGAAGCAUGGAUAUACUAGAACUUGUGUCACCUUUGGCUGUUUGUAUUCCUCUAGGUGGCCAUAUGCAAAUUGCUUUUCCUUGUUGUUGGCCUUGAUAGGAAUUAUUCAUCUCUAAGUAGAUAAUAUAAGCUUUUUAAGAAUGUAAAAUGAUACGAUACUCAGUAUAAGUUAUUUUCUUGUGGAAGUGUCUCACACCUAAGAUUGGAUUUAUGUGAGUUUUCAACCUGAGAAAGUGGCGAGAACACAGAUUAUUCUUCCCCUCUUUGUAUUCUGAAACCAUCAAGCUAUUCAAAAUCCAACGACAACACCAUUUCCG
This is a messenger RNA of Cuscuta europaea, 1552 nucleotides long. The record is from the annotation of a GenBank genome assembly. NCBI's taxonomy places the organism in Eukaryota, Viridiplantae, Streptophyta, Magnoliopsida, Solanales, Convolvulaceae.